CCGGGGGCUCUGUAGAGAAAGACGGAGAGCACACGACUAGCUAGCUGCCCAUGCUCCGUAGUUGAGUUGUAGCGGUGCUGUCGGAAGGAAAUGGGAGAGUGGCCAGCAGCAUAAGGAAAAGUUGCUGGCCAAACCAAACACCAAACGGCACUUACUCAGUAGUUAGUUGGACACAGCCUGUUACCAACAGCGCCCUACUACCAUGAUGGAAGAAGGAUCGCACGAAUCGAGGACGAUUGAAAAUCCCUUCGUAAAGCCCGAGAAUCAGAGAUGGAGUGUCUCCUUGCACCGAUCCCUCGUUCGAAGCGUUUCACCUCCGCCGGCCAGGGCCAGGAAACGCCGUCGUGAAGGCCAACCCCCCCGUAGGGUCGCCGACGGACAUGAUACGAAGCCCGAAGAUCAGCCACAGGGCGAGCUGAAGGUCGAUAUCGCGGCUAUCGAGGCUGGAAAAGAGGAUGUUGAAGAUCACCUCGAGAUAUUCUCCGCGCGCCUCCGGGCUUCAACGCGGCCUGAGCUGCCGCAGGUCCCUCGGCUGGCUCAUUCAGCGUGGAGGGACCUCUAUCAGAGGAACCAGCAUGAAGACGGCAGGCACUUCGUCGUCCAUCAGCAUGAUCAUCCCAUUGCUGGGCCUCACUAUGAUCUCAGGCUGCAGUUUUCACGGACCAGUUCGUUGAGCUUUGCCAUCAUGUAUGGCCUGCCAGGGAAUCCAAACAGCAAGCGACUGAGUAGAAAUGCUACCGAGACAAGAGUGCACAACGUAUGGAAUCACUUGAUUGAAUCAGCGUCUGCUGCAUCGGGCAGCAUGAUAAUCUGGGAUACUGGCGAGUACUCCGUGCUUCCAUAUUACGGCAGUGAUGCUCUACAAACAGACAAAUCCGAUGCAAGCUUUUCUACAGAGGAGCAGCCUACAGAAAGUGAAAAGCUCCGAAGAGCAUUCCGUCAGCGGAAAAUUCGGCUAAGACUACACGGCACGCGACUGCCACCUAACUAUACGGUAACUCUUCGACUUACACGGGACAAUGAUACAUCAGGACAGCCGAAAACCCAGUCAAAAAGAAGAAGAAGAAGAGCAGGUAGACAAGUGGAUAUCAGGAAGAGACCCGACCUGACUUCUUCAGACAGCGAAGAGCACGAGGAGAGGCCAUCUUCAGAUCAACCUUCAUCAAAUAUCUCACCCUCGCAUUCUGACCAGGAAGACGAAACCAUACGCCAGACAAACGCGUAUAGAGGGGCGACGAAUUCAAUCUCUUCCAUCCACCAGCGGACUUGGUACUUGACCUUGGACCGUGUCAAUUCGGGAUUUGAUAGGCGUGUGGACAGCACCCAAGCAUUGCACCGGACCAAAAAAGAAGAAACGAGCCCCGGAAACGGAGCCAGUUCCCUGGGAUUCGAGCCGUUCUUCGUCCGGGGACCAGACUUUGAGCGAAGUGUACUCACCGGAAGACUGGGCAGCGACGUUCUUAAUGAUGAGGCUGUUGUUGGCUUUCGCGGGAGGAAAGGAUGGCGCCCCAUUCUCGAAUAA
Molecule: messenger RNA, 1522 nt
Organism: Trichophyton rubrum CBS 118892
Lineage: Eukaryota; Fungi; Ascomycota; Eurotiomycetes; Onygenales; Arthrodermataceae
Exons: 3
Coding region: 203-1522 (439 amino acids)
Source: RefSeq, a predicted model, not a curated record